CAAGAGAGCGAUGAUCGUAUAAAUCGAAAUGGCGACUGCUGGGUGUAAUCGUCGUGUUCCCUAGUCCCGUAGCUUUUGCGUACCCACGUAAUAAAGCCUCUUACACGUAUGCGACUGCUUACGCGUGUAGUGUAUUCGGAGGGUAAGGAGUGGCAGUGUCGUUGGAUAAGUGAAGUCGUCGUCGGUCGCGGUUAGAAUCGGCUAGACGGACGCGCAACUAUUCAUCGAGGCAUUACAAUCCGUGUCUAUCGACGUGCUCAUCGAGAGUUCGCGAAGCUGAGGCGGAAGGCGCGGAGCAAACACCCACCAAGGAGUUUGCGAUUAUGAGGCAGUUGACCAACGGUCUGACGUCGCGGUCGAGCGCGCGCUGGAGGUCGAAUUGGCCCAGGACGUAGCAGAGCGAAGCCGUCCUUGUGCAGUCGUCGUGCUUGCACUCAGCCUUGACUUCGAUCGACUGCGUUGACGUGAUACUCGUCAUCCAUGAGUCCAGGGCAGUUGCGCUAUACGCAGCGGCUACUGGCAGAAGCAGCUCCACAGCCCAGCUCUCAAGUGCCUUCCGUCGAUCCUGGAUACGAGCUGCUGCUGCUGCUGCUACCGCAGCCCCUUCUGCCGCUGAAGCUCUGACGUUUAAACAUUGAUUUGGAGCUCAACGUUGCUGCUGCUAUUGCUGUUGCUAUUGCUGCUAUUGCUGCUGUUUCUGCCGUUGCUGCGGAUUUCGUUUUGAUAUCAAGUAGUUGAGCUGUGAAUGAAGGAAUCAUGUCACAGCUUAAUAUAAGUUCUGGAAAGCGAGGCCGUGGCGUCGCUAGCACCUCUACAUCGUCUGUCUCGGCUCUCAGUAGCUCGACAGAUCUGGCUAGUUUGUUCGAAUGUCCUGUGUGCUUUGAUUAUGUUCUACCACCAAUUCUGCAGUGUCAAAGUGGACAUUUAGUUUGCAGUAAUUGCAGACCUAAGCUCAAUUGUUGCCCUACAUGCAGAGGGCCUCUGGGAAAUAUUCGUAAUCUUGCAAUGGAGAAAGUAGCUAGUAAUGUCUUAUUUCCAUGCAAGUAUUCAACUAGUGGCUGCGCAGUAACAUUGGUGCAUACAGAAAAACCUGAUCAUGAGGAUACCUGUGAAUUCCGUCCGUACAGUUGUCCCUGCCCAGGUGCCUCUUGUAAAUGGCAGGGAUCUUUAGAAUUGGUUAUGAAUCAUCUCGUAAUGAGCCAUAAAAGUAUCACAACCCUUCAAGGUGAAGACAUUGUUUUCUUGGCCACCGAUAUUAAUUUACCAGGAGCAGUGGAUUGGGUAAUGAUGCAGUCCUGCUUCGAACAUCACUUUAUGCUUGUACUUGAAAAGCAAGAAAAGUAUGAUGGACACCAACAAUUUUUUGCCAUUGUUCAACUCAUUGGUUCAAGAAAGCAAGCAGAAAACUUUGCUUACAGAUUGGAACUAAACGGCCAUCGGCGACGAUUAACUUGGGAGGCGAUGCCCCGCUCAAUUCACGAAGGUGUUUCGUCGGCCAUCCUCAACUCGGACUGCCUCGUCUUCGAUACCUCGAUCGCUCAACUCUUUGCCGAUAAUGGCAAUCUCGGUAUUAACGUCACCAUAUCGAUGGUAUGAGGCAAAGCUACGUCAUCCUCCGGAUUUUGAAUUUCUCACGCCUAUGACAGUGCUGAUAAACGACACUUGGUGUGAGUGUUCGGUAAUUGAAUAAACAGAGGAUCAAAACUACAAAAUUUUGAUACGAUUGUGUAUGAAUAAUGAGUAUAACUCAAAAAACAUUAUAUACAUAGACAUGUAUUGACUUUGAUCGAAAAAUACUAGAGAACACGAGUGUUUGUGAUACUAACUUUCUAUAAAAGAAAAAGAAAAAACAAACAUAUAGUAUAUAUCAUUCGUUUUGCAUUUUUUCGUUUCUUAUUUCCAUACAGUUUCUUAAAAAUAAUUACUUCUCCAAGAUUUCAAUUUUAAUAAAU
Molecule: messenger RNA, 1952 nt
Organism: Ceratosolen solmsi marchali
Lineage: Eukaryota; Metazoa; Arthropoda; Insecta; Hymenoptera; Agaonidae
Product: E3 ubiquitin-protein ligase SIAH1
Exons: 5
Coding region: 757-1596 (279 amino acids)
Biological process (GO): proteasome-mediated ubiquitin-dependent protein catabolic process; multicellular organism development
Cellular component (GO): cytoplasm
Molecular function (GO): zinc ion binding; ubiquitin protein ligase activity; ubiquitin conjugating enzyme binding
Source: RefSeq, a predicted model, not a curated record